ACAUUUCUAGAGAGAGAAAACUGGAAACCAACAACAACGUCGUUUCUCAUUCGUCGUCAUCUUCUUCUUCAAUUCUACUCCCAUAUACUAAUAAUUAAGUAUAAAUUAUAAUAAUAAUAAUUUUUUUUCCGUUAUUUAUCCAAAUAUAGAAACAAAAGUCAGCGAGUGACUUUUACAGAGAUGACAAUCUUGGAAAACAAACAUAAUCCGUCGGGCAGUACCGGCGGCGGCGGCGGCGGCGGUAAAGGGUGGGGAAUAUUUAAGCUACCUUUUAAAAACAACAACAACAAUAAUAAUAAUCAUAUUUCAAGUACAGCUAAAACGACGUCGUCUUAUUCUUCAUAUCAUAUUGAAGGAUCAUCCAACAACAAUUAUAUUCAAAACAAUAAUAAUAAUAAUAAUAGUAGUUCCACUUCUUCAGUUACUUCAGUUGCUAGAUCUCUUCUUCCAACACGACGUCGUUUAAGACUUGAUCCUCCUAAUAAGCUUUAUUUCCCUUAUGAACCUGGGAAGCAGGUCCAAAGUGCCAUUAAGAUAAAAAACACAAGCAAGUCUUAUGUUGCUUUUAAGUUCCAAACAACUGCUCCGAAAAGCUGUUUCAUGCGUCCUCCUGGUGCUAUUCUUGCUCCAGGCGAGAGUAUAAUUGCAACUGUUUUCAAGUUUGUUGAGCCCCCGGAAAACAAUGAAAAACCAAUGGACCAAAAGCGAAAGGUGAAAUUCAAAAUCAUGAGUCUAAAAGUUAAAGGAGUGAUGGAUUAUGUACCCGAGCUGUUUGAUGAGCAUAAGGAUGAAGUGGCCGUGGAGCAGAUAAUGCAAGUUGUUUUUCUUGAUGUUGAACAUCCCAGCCCAGCCUUGGAAAAAUUGAGGCGUCAGUUAGCGGAGGCCGAGGCUGCUCUUGAAACUCACAAGAAACCUGCAGAGGACACUGGGCCUAAGGUUAUCAAUGAAGGCCUUGUCAUAGAUGAAUGGAAAGAAAGAAGAGAGAGAUACCUGGCUCGACAGCAAGUUGAAGGUGUUGACUCUGUAUGAACACCUAAGUUUCAUGUCUCUAAUCAUAAACAUCGAGUAGUUGCUUCUUUUUUCCUAUUCAUAUUAAUGUGUGUAUUGUAUUGUUCUUUGCCCAUUUAAGUAAUGCUGAAAUGGGUGAUCUGAAGAUGAUUUAACAUAUUCUGAAUGUAAAAAGUUUCUGUGUAUUCUGUUUGUAGCGCGAGGAAAAUACGAAAUGUGUGUUUUAAGUUGUGGCUAUCUGUACAAGGUACAAGUUCUAACAAUUAAAGUACUUUUUGUACUUGCACCAA
Erigeron canadensis is the source of this 1298-nucleotide messenger RNA. RefSeq names its product vesicle-associated protein 4-2-like. The transcript is spliced from 7 exons. Lineage: Eukaryota; Viridiplantae; Streptophyta; Magnoliopsida; Asterales; Asteraceae. Gene Ontology annotation, biological process: endoplasmic reticulum membrane organization. Gene Ontology annotation, cellular component: endoplasmic reticulum membrane; plasma membrane. Bases 181 to 1029 code for a protein of 282 amino acids. The record is from RefSeq and is a predicted model, not a curated record.